Messenger RNA from Aegilops tauschii subsp. strangulata, 714 nucleotides. The record is from RefSeq and is a predicted model, not a curated record. NCBI's taxonomy places the organism in Eukaryota, Viridiplantae, Streptophyta, Magnoliopsida, Poales, Poaceae.
AUGAAAGGAGAUCUUGUGAAGUUUCUCAUGAAGUGUUAUGAUCCAGAGUUGUCGCAGCUUGUUAUCCCAGAUAGGGGGAAGAUCCCAGUUGAUGCAGCAAGCAUAGAAAGAAUCUGGGGUUUGCCAAGGGGGCAGAGGAAGGUUGCGUAUGAAGUGGAGCCAGACGUAGUUAGGUUGUUCAAUGAGACGUUCAACAUCCCGACAAGGCCCGUGCCAACAGUGACCGAGUGGUGCAAAAUGAUAAAUGAUAUGGGAGUUGUUGCGGACGACAAGUUCUUAAGUGCCUGGCUAAUUGUUGUUUAUAGCUGUUUUCUUGCACCGACCACCAGCUUGAAGGUGUCCCCGCGCGCAUACUCAGUUGCGCAGAAUCCACAAGAAGAAGAGGAGGAGGAAGGGAAAGAUGAGGACAGUCCUGAAGAGGAGAGUUCGGAUCAUGACGAGGACAACAAUGAUGACGAUGACGACGAUGAUGACUAUGAUGAUGAUUUUCUAUCCUACAGCAGCCAGCCAGUAGCCACAAAAACUGGUGAUGAUGAUUCACAACACAUGGACGUUGACAACUCACAGCCGUCUUUUGCUGGUGAAGACGAUGGUGAAGAUGAGGAAGAGGACGACGAGGAUGAUCUUGAAGAGGAAGAGGAGGACAAGGAGGAGGAUGAUGAAGAGGAACGGGACGAUGAAGAGAACAAAGAGAAGGAGAGAAAUGGGAAAUAG